Molecule: messenger RNA, 2019 nt
Organism: Fonsecaea erecta
Lineage: Eukaryota; Fungi; Ascomycota; Eurotiomycetes; Chaetothyriales; Herpotrichiellaceae
Exons: 6
Coding region: 1-2019 (672 amino acids)
Biological process (GO): regulation of DNA-templated transcription
Cellular component (GO): nucleus
Molecular function (GO): DNA-binding transcription factor activity, RNA polymerase II-specific; zinc ion binding; transcription cis-regulatory region binding
Source: RefSeq, a predicted model, not a curated record
AUGCGUUGCGAAGGGAAGGCUCCGUGCCUGCGGUGCCAGACCGCCGGGACUGCAUGCGUCUUCGAUGUCGUUGGUCCCAAAAAACCACCCCUCGACAAGAGUGCCGAGCAGAAGAGGAUUCAAGAAUUGGAAGCCGAAAUUCUGAGACUCCGCAGACAGAGUGCCCCAGAGACAUCUGGCCCUGGAGCUCCGACGGAGCCGCCUUCAAGCGAACAAGUGCAAACGCCCAUAAACAACCAGGCCGCCAGCGAUCCGCCCACAAGUGGCUCUGCGGCCGUGGGAAAGCCCCAGAAUCCCUAUGCACUGGCGCCGCAUGAUCUGGAUGCCCCGGUGACCGCCAUUCAUGCCAUGACUCCAGAAACCCCUCGGCCUUCCGGCGGCCGAAGCUGGGACCCGGAGCAAACGACCUUGCUUCCAUCUAUCGCGCAGCCCCGCGACUUUGUGUCUGAGGGAGAGUUAGAUGAGUCUUUGGCUCGGGAGUUGUUCAACAGUUUCAUGACCGGAAGUAAUACCUUUCUGCCGAUGUUGGAUCCCGUGCUAGAUACCUUUGAUUCUCUGCGCGUUCGCUCGCCAUUCUGCUUCGCCGUUGUUCUGGCCACCGCAGCUCGGGUCAAGGAGGCGGCGAACAUCACAGACCACGUGAGACAGGUCACCCAGAAUGAGGCUCGUCGUCUGGCCGCUGAAACCUUGUUCAUUGGUGUGCCCUUUCUGGAAGAUGUCCAAGCCAUGACCCUGAUCGCAGCCUUUUCGGAACGCACGUGGUUUACCAUUGGCCAUGCGAUACAAAUGGCCCUCGUUUUGGAGCUCCAAACUGCCCUGCAGCAGCUCUUACGUAGUCCCCGUUCCCAUUCCUCCGACACCCAGAAGACGGAGAGGUUGCUCGCACGCCAAGCAAGGACAUGGUUGAUGGCGUCGUUCAUUGAAUGGGAGAUUGCCGCUGGCACGGCGCGCCGUCCACGAACCGAGCCAAUUGAUGUUGAGACUCUGCGGGCAUUUGCAACUCAUCCAGCUGCCAAUGCAUCAGAUUCCCGAAUUGUGUCUCUUGUGGAGCUGGUUAUCCUGCGAGCCCAAAUGCAAAAGGAAAUCGAGGAUUCCGAGAAAUCCUUAUCCGCUGUGAUGACCAAGAUCCGUUCGACCUGCCAUCAAUUCGAUUCAUGGUGUUCAUUUUGGGACAAGAAUUUUGCAGAUGUUGGCUAUCCUCAACCGUCUUUCCAACGCACAAGCCUGUACAUGUCAAGAGAAUAUGCGAAAACAUUUACUUGCUGUGCUGCCUUGCGAAAGAUUCAGCCGACUUCAUCUCCUGAGAGUUCGGCCACAUUGGGUGAAACCAAUCUGGACUCUGUCGCUUCUGAGAUACUCUCUUACGUGAUGGGUGUUAUGUUCAGCCAGCUGUCAUUCUUUGUACAAAGCCCGGCAUACAAAUGGCACCUGAAAUGGGCCCCGACGUACACUGCGUUAACCCUCGCUUUUACUUGUGUCCUUGCAUUGAAAAUGUCAAAACUCAGGCCCGAACUUAUUGAGAAAUCUCGCUUGGAGCCCUUGGCUAAGGAGGUUGCAAACUCCCUGCAGACACACCCUCAUCAGAACUUCCAUCAUGUGAUCCGCUUGUUGAUGGCAGUCCCUCAGAGUAGCCAUUCCGUGCCACCCAACAACCAGAUGAGAAGCUCAGAGAAAGCCACAGGAAUAGAGGUGCAUUCGGCAUAUCAUGACGGGCGUGUCCCUCAAUUCUUUACCCGACCUUCUCAUGGUGACCAAGGAUCCCAACCCGCCCAAAAGCCGGCUGGCUACGAUAACAUAUAUUCUCAGACCGGCGGCGACCACAUACGCCUCGAUACUCAUACCAGCCAGGAUUCAACCGCCAACAACCAUCUCGACUGGCUAGGUAACUGGAGCAAUCUUGACUCGAGCUGGCUGUUGGACGGUACCUCAAUUGGAUCUUUCGGCCUGCCGAACAAUGGCAAUGCCAGUGUCUUUGAUUUUGACCUUCCCAUGGGAUUCCAGGAAUAUCGAUAUGAGUGA